GACCAUCCAGAUAUGCUGAUGGCAAUGGCCAACCUGGCGUUCACACUUAGGUUGCAAGGUCGCAGCCAGGAGGCUUUGCUGCUAAUGGAAACAUGUAUUCAGGUGCGAGCACGAGUGCUGGGGCUUAGUCAUCCCGACACCAAGCCUUCUACAGCGACGUUGUGCCGCUGGCGCUUGGAGAGCCUGGAUGAGCUGUACUAA
Macroventuria anomochaeta is the source of this 201-nucleotide messenger RNA. RefSeq lists its product as uncharacterized. Gene Ontology annotation, molecular function: protein binding. The record is from RefSeq and is a predicted model, not a curated record. Lineage: Eukaryota; Fungi; Ascomycota; Dothideomycetes; Pleosporales; Didymellaceae. The annotation marks the transcript as partial. The transcript has a single exon.